This is a messenger RNA of Mercenaria mercenaria, 4662 nucleotides long. Its product is annotated as membrane-associated tyrosine- and threonine-specific cdc2-inhibitory kinase-like. Bases 188 to 1849 code for a protein of 553 amino acids. The record is from RefSeq and is a predicted model, not a curated record. Gene Ontology annotation, molecular function: protein kinase activity; ATP binding. Gene Ontology annotation, biological process: protein phosphorylation. Lineage: Eukaryota; Metazoa; Mollusca; Bivalvia; Venerida; Veneridae. The transcript is spliced from 17 exons.
ACAAAUGAAAACAAAAAGACCGCGAAACAUUUCCCGUGGAAAUUUGUUUAUUCUUUUACGCAUUAUUUUACUUUAAUGUUAUCCAUUAGUGACCAUUUUCAAGUACUGACAUUGGAAGCUAAGUCUUCUUAUAUUCAAGCAAAUUAUGAAGGUUUUCGUUCUACCAAAAUUUCUGUGGUAAGGCACAAUGGCAGCGUUUCAAAGUCCACGACCAACGCCACACUUUUUUCCGGAGGUCCAGACUUUCUCUACUAAAAAGGCAAGAUUUUGCGCCAGAGGAACACCAAGAGAUCAGCUUCCUCCUAGACCACCUGUGAAGAGUGCCCCACCAGUGAGUCGCAUAUUUCCUCAUAGACCAGUGACCAGAGCACAGAUUGUCUCAUUCAGAAGUUCAAAGACGAAUGAUUCUAUAUUGAGUCCUGGAUAUAAUCAACACAGCCGAGAUCUCUACUUCAACCAGUGUUUUCAGGUUAUAUCACAGCUAGGAGCUGGCUCAUUUGGAGAGGUUUACAAAGUUAAAAGUAAAGAAGAUUCUAAGUUUUAUGCAGUGAAAAAAUCUCGGGACAGAUUCAGGGGACAGUCAGAUAGGAGACGUAAACUUGAAGAAGUUGCUAAACAAGAGAAGUUACCACAACAUCCAAACUGCGUGAGGAUAUACAAAGCAUGGGAGGAGAGGCAGCACCUCUAUCUGUUGGUGGAACUAUGUAAAACUAGUUUGAGUAACUAUGCUGAGGCUCACCAUGAUAUAAGUGAACAAACCAUCUGGAAUUUUCUUGUAGACCUUCUACAGGCUGUGAAACACCUUCAUGACAACAACUUGAUACACAUGGAUAUAAAACCAGAUAACAUCUUUAUCUCAUAUGAUGGUAUCUGUAAACUGGGUGACUUUGGACUUGUCAUAGACCUUUCAAAGGGCAAUGAUUUCUCAGAGGCCCAGGAAGGUGAUCCUAAAUACUUGGCCCCAGAAUUGAUGGAUGGAAAGUUUAGCAAGGCAGCAGAUAUAUUCAGCUUAGGAAUGACCGUGCUAGAGUUAGCAAGUGACCUUGACCUACCUAGGGGUGGAGAUGGAUGGCAUGUUCUCAGACGUGGCCAGCUUCCAGAUGAAUUUCUUAGAGAUAAAUCGUUCGAUUUGAAAUAUGUGAUACGUCAGAUGUUGGAUCCUGUACCUAGUCACCGGCCAACAGCUGAUCAGUGUCUAGCUUUCCCUUAUGUUAGAAAGGUAUUGAAGAAAAGAAGACGGGAAUAUAUGCUUAAAAGUGCUAUAUCAACUGUAAAGUCCUCAAUGUACCGACUGUGGGAGUGGAUAUUACUGCUGCUGACUGUGUUCACAAUUCCUUACAGUAAACUACGUAACAGACACAGAAAAUCAACACAUUCUAGUAGUGUUACAUCUAGCCUCGAUACUUCGGGGCUUGAUCAUAGUCUUUCAGAUGAUGAGUUGUUUUUGAAUGAUGUUAGUAUAAACAACAACUCGAUUGGUGCUCCAUUUGAUACGUCGUCCUCAGAGAACAGUUUUCAAGAUGAUAUUCCUCUCAAACCUCCCAUACGGAAUGCAUUCACAACACCAGCCUUACGUAAUAGACAUUACAGUCACAUCCCAUCUCCAAUGAGCUCUUCACCCGUUGGCAGAGUUUCCAGAGAUGCAUCGAUGCAUUCUGCCAGUCCCAUACAUCAUCAGCAUGAGGACAGUAUGAUGAGCAGUAGUCUCAGCUGGAGUGAGGACGAGAGACCUGUCACACCGACGUACCACCUUAAUGCUGAUACAGACGAUAUCGUUACUAAUAAAUCAAAUAUUGAACCUAAAAACCUGCUUGGGAUGUUCGAUGCGGCCAGUGAUGAGGAAGACUAAACUUUAAUUUAGAAUGGCACACAAGUUUGUUCAGUCUGUAUUGUUAAGGUGUUUCUCCACAGAUUAGAUUACACACUAUAUGCCAGAUUAGUUACUUGUUUUUGGAAAAAAGAAAACCAUAUGUGUUCAUGUCAAUUUAUGCAAUAUAUGUUCUGUUUUGAAAUCGUUUAAUGACGUGUAAUACGUGUACAUUUUGUCUUGUCAAUCACUGGUUUGUUUACCAUUAUAAGGAUGAAGGAUACUCGCACCUUAAUGUGUUCAAUAUUUUUCUAUUGUAAGAUGCCAUAUUACAGUUCCAUUUUAUAAAUAUGAAAUUUCGUGUUCGUUUAUAUUUAAUAAUUUACAUUCUUGUUUCAUAAUGCAGUAAAGUUGCAAAAGAAACAAACAUUUUUUUAUUAAAUUUUCAACUUUUUGUUUUUUUGGAGGCUUGGCAGCAUUAAUUUCUAUUAUUUGGAUGUAAAGUGUUUCACAAAAUUUUGCUAGUAGUGGAUAAUGUAACAGUAAGGGUGUUUUAUAGUUAACAUUCUGAAAUGAAAAAAAAAAAAACAUGCACAGUUUCAUUAAAACAUGGAUGUAUUGAUGUCAAAUCAGCCUAUUAUUUGGCAUUGUACAGCCGCUGAGAAAAGUGCUACCACAUUUGAUCUACUAUUUUAUAAAUAUAAAGAUAUUUCAGAAUUGAAAUGGUGUGACUCUCAAUCAUAGGGCAAGCAGAAUAACUUUCUAGAUGUCUACACACCGUUAAGGUAUUUGGUUGGAUGUGUUAUAUCUGUUGAAACAUGUUUAGGCCUUGACAUAACAUCAGCCUGCAAUAUUUAAUGCUAUACAUUUGCCAUGAAAUAGUGUUUCCCUAUUUCGUCCACUUGUUUACAUGAAAGAUAUAUUACAGUCGAAAUGAAAUACAGCAGGAACAUGUUUUAAUAUAUAUACUCGAGAUCAGUUAUACACUGGGUAUAGUUAUUCACAUGGGGCUAUGCCAGACAUUCCACGUAUAGCUACUUUGUACUGUUAGAUAUAUUAAACCAUGGUUCUGCUUCAAGUAUUUUGUAAAUGCUUUUACUUGCUUACAUUGUUAUAAAAAAAAGUACCAGUUGCUUGUUAUAUUAUUGUAAUGGAUAAACUUAUAUAAUUCUGUUUUGUUAUUUUUGUGCAGUUUUGCUCAAAUUACUGUGUUCAUGAUAAUGUGCUGUUAUUUUGUGUUACAUGUAUAUAUUUUUGUUAACAAAACAAGGUUUCCACAGAAGAAUCACAGAAAUUCAGGCCUUCUUGAGGCAUUGUUGAAAGUUGUUAGCUUUUGUUCAAUUUCUAAACACAUUUAAUUUAUAUUAAAAAAAGAAUGCUAAUGCCGCUCGUGAAAAGAAGGAGGAUAUGUCUGUCUCUUGAAAACAGUUAUGACAUUUAUUUUUAUAAUUUUUAUUUUAAUGAGGCCAGUACAUAGUUUUUAGAGCUUCUCAGAUAAGUGUUCACUGCGACCUUCAAAACCUUGCACCAGAGUAACGACACAACUGACAGUAUAAAUUGCUGCAGAAGGUUCACUCUAAGUGAAAGUAACGACUGCUUCCUUUAAAUCAUGAACAGGCUCAAUAGUAAACACCAUAUAGCUGUUUGUCAGUAUUUCAGUUCUCCAUUGGUUUCUAUGAACAUAACGUCUCCACUUUCAGCUAGUACUGUGAAGGCAUCUGCAAGUCUUCCCAUCAUAAAAUCAAGGCUGUGGUUACAAAUUUUAUAAAGAUUUAACCAUCUAGUGCAAGUGGAGAAACCUGUCCUUGAUGUUCCUUGGUUUGUCCUCUUCCAGAAUUGUUCAGAUAGUUCCCAUUUGUUUGCACGUAAGGACAGCUAGAACUAAUAACAGAAAAAUCUCCCAAACCAGUUGUCUGAUUAUAGUAAUAUUGAAAUAAUUUCACACAAUUGUUUCUAGGGUGACCCGCUACAAAGAGUAGUGAGAUCCUGCUGAAAACUUGGCUACAAAUUGUGUUCUCCCUGUAUGUUUCUAUACGAAACUUGAACAAAUUCUCGUCAUAAACUACUUGCUAAGUUUUAAGGUAACAGGUAACUAUUUCUCAAACAAUCUUCGAGUGACCAGUCACCAAUAUUGUUCAAACUAUUCCAGUUGGUCAAAAAAUAUUGCCACCAGAACUUUAGACACUACAGAUACACAUAACUUCAAGUUAAUAGUCCUUUGAUGACAUUAAAAAUCUCGAGGCUUUAAACUGCUGGCCAGAUUUUGAAAUCGUUUUACAUGGACCAUUCACUAAGAAAGUUCAAAUUAUUUUUAUGCUUGAAUAUAUAUGGCUGCCAGAGCAGGGGAAAAAAGAAAAUCUUCAAACAUGUCACAGAUGUCCUAAAUUUAAAAUAAAUUUUCCAUUAGUGACAUUUAUAUUGUUCCAAUUUGUCAAACCAUCUCUUUCUAGACCACCGGUCCAGUUACGAAAUAAUUUUACAGAAAUAUUCUUAUGUGAGCCUCAACUAAAAUUGUUAAAUGUUUUUACUUUUACAUACCUUAGCAAGUUUGCUCAAGAAUUUAGCAGCGACCAAAAUGUGUUCAUGGCUUCACACGAAUCAGUAUGUGUUAUUGUGUGACUGUUACAUGAAAUGUUGUUUUACUUGGUUCUUAUAUAUACACUCCUUACGAUGUAGUAGAGGUUGAAUCUCUGUAUUGAAGAUAAUGCAUGGAAGGCUUCCCAUAUAUACUGAUACAGGAAAUGUUACGUAUUGUUUUACAAUAGCAUUCAAGACAUCUUUGUUACUGUGAAUUAUGUUAAAAAUGUAAUGAAAUCUGUAAUUGGAAAUGCAUCAAAAAAAAUUUAGGUUAACAA